UUAUUCGGUAUUUUCAAAGCUUUUCUUUUUAUUUUUCUGGUCAACGCACGGAUCUAUAAAGCUUCGACUACCAGCGCUUGCCACGUAGAAAGAACCACUAUGCCUUCUCGCUGGAAGAAAAGGGCAGAAGUAAAGAGCGAUUGUUAGCUAGUGCAGCGAAGAAGCAGAGGCAAGAAUGGCGGCUUACCUGAUUCUCAUUCCCGCUAUUUUCAGUUGUUUCUUCUUCUCUCUCGCAUCCCAAAAUGAACAAAAUAGCAACUACAACCUCUUGAUCCGUGAAUUGCACGACACCAAGCUCAAGAUCUCUCGUUUGGAAUCCGUUCUUGACGAAAGCAUUCAAAACGGAAAUGCUAAAACCCUUUAUCUCAAGGAACGCGAGAAGCUCCUCGAGGAGAUGGCCGACAAGAUCACUUAUCUGCAGUCUACUCUAUCCAGUCUUAAGGAUGACUCUUUACUUGCUGAUGAAAGACUUAAGGAUCUGGAAGAGGAGGUACGUCUGCUUUGGGCUGUUUCAAGAAAGAACAAUUUUGAACUUCAUGUUUUAGAAUCGAAAGCACAGGAGGCUGAGAAUAAACUGGAAGUGGUUACUUUAAAAGUUGAAAAGAUGGCAGAAGUUGUUACAGAACAAUGGAUUCAAAUUCAACAUCUUGAGCAGGCACUUCAAAUUGCUGAAAUGAGGGCAUUGCAAGCUCGAAGAGAAAGGAAUAUGAGAUGCACAUUCUUGAAGUUCAUUAGCGACCUUUCUGAAAGACAUCUUCCAAAGAUGUUUGGGGCAUUGGGUUCUAAUUCUUUGAGCAAAGGAUCUGCUAUAAAUUAUUACAUCCCUCAAGCUCUGCAACAAUUGAGAAGAUUAUACUCAGCAAUUAAAAAGUAUCACCAUGAGUUGCAAGGUUUCAUCAAACAAGAAAUGAGAAGAAAUGAAUUCACUGCAGCUCUUCUCAAUGAUGAACUGGUAUUCUUCCUGGCUUCUGCUUUGAUUACCUUCCCUAUACUGAGUGCUUGGAUGCUGCUGUUAUCACAGUUCAGCUAGGUCAAGAAACCUUACCUUCCAUUCAAGUGUAGUAGCUUGCCCUGAAAUACUGGAUACCAUCCAAGCUGCUGCAGUUUGUGUCCUAUUCUCUCUUUUACAUUUUGGUUUUGCUAUUAAGAAAUGAAAGAAGAGUUUGACACA
Messenger RNA from Theobroma umbraticum, 1171 nucleotides. Its product is annotated as myosin heavy chain-like protein. Lineage: Eukaryota; Viridiplantae; Streptophyta; Magnoliopsida; Malvales; Malvaceae. The record is from RefSeq and is a predicted model, not a curated record.